Molecule: messenger RNA, 4342 nt
Organism: Pseudophryne corroboree (corroboree frog)
Lineage: Eukaryota; Metazoa; Chordata; Amphibia; Anura; Myobatrachidae
Gene: SUPT16H
Product: SPT16 homolog, facilitates chromatin remodeling subunit
Exons: 26
Coding region: 276-3386 (1036 amino acids)
Biological process (GO): transcription elongation by RNA polymerase II
Cellular component (GO): FACT complex
Molecular function (GO): nucleosome binding
Source: RefSeq, a predicted model, not a curated record
CUACAGGGGGCGCUGUGGUCUGUGCUCUCUCCGCCUUUCUCGGUCCCUUCUCUCCGCCCCCCGGUUUUUUCUCCCAGGUCGGCAUUUCCCGCUCUCCGUGCUGUCGACCGUCCUUCUGGUGGCUCCAGCUCUCGUAGGCCAUCGCUCAGGCCGCGGUGUUUCCAGGAAGGUCCCCCAGUUAGCUGUAGCGUGGUCGGGCAGGUAGUGUAGGAGAGGCACGCGGGAAGCCCGGCCUGCUCCGGGAGGGAGCAGAGGAGCCCCGGCCCGGGUACAGGAUGGCGGUGAGCCUGGAUAAGGAGGCCUAUUACCGGCGGAUCAAACGUCUGUACAGCAACUGGAAGAAAGGUGAAGAUGAUUUCUCCAACGUGGACGCUAUUGUGGUGUCGGUGGGAGUGGAUGAGGAGAUUGUGUAUGCCAAGUCCACCGCCCUGCAGACAUGGCUCUUUGGGUAUGAGUUAACGGACACAAUAAUGGUAUUCUGCGAGGACAAAAUAUUCUUCAUGGCCAGCAAGAAAAAAGUGGAGUUUCUAAAGCAGAUUGCAAAUACAAAAGGCAAUGAGAAUGCUAAUGGCACCCCAGCAAUCACACUGCUCAUCCGGGAGAAGCAAAAUGAGAGCAACAAGGCAAACUUUGACAAGAUGUUAGAGGCCAUUCGAGGCAGCAAGAAGGGAAAACGCAUUGGUGUAUUUAGCAAAGACAAAUUCCCUGGGGAUUUUAUGAAAAGCUGGUAUGACUGCUUGAAUAAAGAGGAUUAUGAGAAGAUGGAUAUUAGUGCUGCUGUAGCUUACACAAUUGCUGUAAAAGAGGACGGUGAACUAAACCUGAUGAAGAAGGCAUCUACCAUCACCUCCGAUGUCUUCAACAAAUUUUUUAAGGAGCGUGUUAUGGAGAUUGUGGAUGCAGAUGAGAAAGUGCGUCACAGCAAGCUUGCAGAGUCAGUAGAGAAAGCUAUAGAGGACAAAAAAUAUCUAGGAGGAACUGACCCAUCAACCAUUGAAAUGUGUUACCCACCCAUUAUCCAGAGUGGAGGCAAUUAUAAUCUUAAAUUCAGCGUCGUCAGUGACAAAAAUCACAUGCACUUUGGGGCGAUCACCUGUGCCAUGGGGGUUCGCUAUAAGUCUUACUGCUCCAAUUUAGUGCGCACUCUUAUGGUGGACCCCACACAAGAAAUGCAAGACAACUAUAGUUUCCUGUUACAGCUGCAGGAUGAGUUGUGCAAGGAACUCAAACACGGUAUGAAAAUUUGUGAAGUCUAUCAGGCAAUAAUGGAUCAGGUGAAGAAACAGAAACCGGAUUUGAUGAGCAAGAUCACUAAGAACCUGGGAUUUGCAAUGGGAAUAGAAUUUCGGGAAGGAUCUCUUGUAAUCAACAGUAAAAAUCAAUAUAAACUCAAGAAAGGUAUGGUGUUUAGUGUUCACUUGGGGCUGGCAGACCUCACAAACAAGGAGGGAAAGAAGCAAGAGGAAAAGACUUAUGCCUUGUUUAUAGGGGAUACUCUGCUGGUGAAUGAGGAGGGACCGGCAACUGUUCUCACCAGUGUAAAAAAGAAGGUGAAGAACGUGGGCAUUUUCUUAAAGAAUGAAGAUGAGGAAGAAGAGGAGGAGGAGAAAGAUGAAGCAGAGGAUCUCUUGGGCCGAGGAUCCCGAGCUGCUGCUCUACUGACAGAAAGAACCAGAAAUGAGAUGACUGCAGAGGAGAAGCGGCGCACGCACCAGAAAGAGCUUGCAAACCAACUAAAUGAGGAGGCACGGAGGCGUCUAACAGAGCAGAAAGGAGAACAGCAGACGAUGAAGGCACGAAAGUCCAAUGUUUCUUACAAAAGUGCAUCUCAAAUGCCAAAGGAGUCAGAGAUUCGGGAGAUGAAGAUUUAUAUAGACAAGAAGUAUGAGACUGUUAUUAUGCCUGUGUUCGGGAUUGCUACUCCUUUCCACAUAGCCACCAUCAAGAACAUUAGUAUGUCUGUUGAAGGUGAUUAUACUUACCUCAGAAUCAACUUCUACUGCCCAGGCACUGCUUUAGGACGAAAUGAAGGAAACAUAUUUCCCAAUCCUGAUGCCACGUUUGUAAAGGAAAUAACCUACCGUGCUUCUAAUAUGAAGACUCCUGGAGAAACUGCUGUGCCAUCUCUUAACUUGCAGAAUGCUUUCCGUAUUAUAAAGGAGGUGCAAAAAAGGUACAAGACACGUGAGGCGGAGGAGAAGGAAAAGGAGGGCAUUGUCAAGCAAGACUCCCUAGUCAUCAACCUCAACCGCAGUAACCCGAAAUUAAAAGACCUUUACAUUAGGCCCAAUAUUGCCCAGAAAAGGAUGCAAGGCUCACUAGAGGCCCAUGUAAAUGGUUUUCGUUUCACCUCUGUGAGAGGAGAUAAAGUGGAUAUUUUAUAUAACAACAUCAAACAUGCCAUUUUUCAGCCUUGUGAUGGAGAGAUGAUUAUUGUACUUCAUUUCCACCUCAAGAAUGCCAUAAUGUUUGGAAAGAAGAGGCACACAGAUGUCCAGUUCUAUACAGAAGUUGGAGAGAUCACCACAGAUCUUGGAAAGCACCAGCACAUGCAUGAUCGAGAUGACCUGUAUGCUGAACAGCUGGAGAGAGAAAUGAGGCACAAAUUGAAAACUGCGUUCAAGAACUUCAUCGAAAAAGUUGAAUCUUUGACUAAAGAGGAUAUGGAGUUUGAGGUCCCUUUCAGAGAUUUAGGGUUCAAUGGAGCUCCAUAUAGAAGCACCUGUCUCCUGCAACCGACUAGCAGUGCUCUGGUAAACACCACAGAAUGGCCGCCAUUUGUUGUAACAUUAGAUGAGGUGGAACUUGUACAUUUCGAGAGAGUCCAGUUUCACUUGAAGAACUUUGACAUGGUCAUAGUUUACAAAGACUACAACAAGAAGGUCACAAUGAUUAAUGCCAUCCCUGUGGCAUCGCUUGACCCAAUCAAGGAAUGGUUGAAUUCAUGUGAUCUCAAGUACACCGAGGGAGUUCAGUCAUUGAACUGGACUAAAAUCAUGAAAACCAUUGUGGAUGACCCGGAGGGUUUCUUUGAACAGGGUGGUUGGUCUUUCCUUGAACCAGAGGGAGAGGGCAGUGAUGCAGAAGCUGGUGGUUCAGAGUCUGAAAUAGAAGAUGAGACCUUCAACCCCACUGAGGAUGAAGAGGAGGAAGAGGAGGAGGAUAGUGAUGAAGAUUAUUCUGAUGAAACAGAAGAGUCUGUUUAUAGUGAGGACUCUCUAGGCAGUGAUGAAGAGAGUGGUAAAGAUUGGGAUGAACUAGAAGAAGAAGCUAAAAAAGCUGACCGUGAAAGUCGUUAUGAAGAGGAGGAAGAACAGACUAUUAUUAGUAAGAAGAGGAAGGGUCAUGGACAUGCUCCCACUCCAUCGAAAAAGAGGAGGAAGUGACCCCAACAUUAAUACUUCCCUCUAAUCCACUCGCACUCUUUCUGAAGCUCUUUUUAGUUUAUUUUCUUUGAAGAAAAUCUCCGCUCCCCCUUCUCAUUCCUCAUUGUUAGCUCUUCCCUGAAUUCAGAAUAUCUAAUUCAUUUGCCCUGUGAGUCUGCGGUGCAUCACUUGUGCUUUUGCUGCUACAGACUGCCGGGAUGCUAUGUGAUAGUGAAAUGGACCAAUAUGGCAUUUUUUUAUUACUUUUCCUCUUCGCUUUCUUGAAACUGGACUGGUCAAAGUUGAAACCAUAAUGCAUUUUCAUAACCCAUUUAAUAAGUCUUUUUACCUGAACUUACAUUAUCAUUGUACUUAUAAACCUUUCCAUUGCUCCAUGGACUCUGUGAUGCUGUGUAGCAGAUUAAUGGUUAAAAAAAAAGAGAAAAAUGGCCCGGCCAGUCUAUAGUGCUGGGUGGUUUGCCUAUCUCCCUCUGUGCAUUUGACCAAUUCCAUUGUCUCAUUCAGUAACCUGCUGUUUUCUUAUUUCUUGUGCUUUCUUGUAAAAUGUUAUUAUUAUUUUUUUUUUAUUUACAAAAUGUUCUCUUGUUAAAAGUAUCACCUAAGUAUGUCCUCACUAUGGCUGCUUUUCUUUUCGCACUUCCACCUCUUUAUCGGCUAAAGGGGAUUUAACCCCCCCCCCCGUUCCACCUGCGUUUUCCUCUUUCUAAUUUCCCUUUCUCUAGUAGUGAGGUGUAAAUGGUGUUUUUCAGAACUUGGAGAAAUGUAAACAAAUAAAAACUUUUUGUACCUUUUUUUUUCUUUCUCCCCCUUCCGGUUGCUAUUUUUUGAGAUUGUGGUAGUUUCAGACCAUUUUUAUUAAACACUCAGAUUGUGUUGAGCAGCACUUGUAAAUGACACUUGGAUUGUUCAGUCCUGUUCUAAACAAUAAAAUGAGAUUCCUCAGGGAUACAAUGCCA